Messenger RNA from Helianthus annuus (common sunflower), 823 nucleotides. Its product is annotated as mRNA decay factor CTH2. Gene Ontology annotation, molecular function: metal ion binding; mRNA binding. The coding region runs from base 116 to 673 and encodes 185 amino acids. Lineage: Eukaryota; Viridiplantae; Streptophyta; Magnoliopsida; Asterales; Asteraceae. The transcript has 2 exons. The record is from RefSeq and is a predicted model, not a curated record.
CAAAACCAAAUUCAUAAAAUGUAGAAACCCCCUUCGUCACCAUCCAUCCACAACAAUGUCCGACGACUGAUAAUAAACCCUAGAAAGUAACAACCAUUCACCAAAACCCACAACAAUGUUCCCCAAACGCCCCCGGUUCUCCCAACCAUCACCAAACCACAAAACCGAACUAUGCUCACAGUUUCAACGAGGCUCAUGCGGUUACGGCGACCGUUGUUGCUUCGCUCAUGACAUUCAAGAGCUCAAAGGCUUCCAGAAACCGCAACAAGUGAUUGCGGUUGAUGAGGAUAAAAAGGUGGUAUCAAAUUCAAACCCUAGAUUGUGCUGGAGGUUUAUGAACGGUGAGAAAUGUCAGUAUGGGGAUAAAUGUCAUUUUAUUCAUGUGAGAGAUGAAGGAACGAAUGUGUUGCUGUGGAGGACGAAGCUGUGUAAGAGGUGGAUGGAGAAUGGUAGGUGUAAGUAUGGCCGGAAUUGUUGCUUUGCUCAUGGGGAAUCAGAACUGCAGAAUCAAGGACUCAAUGAUUAUGUAGAGGCUGGGCUGUUCAAAAUGGCUGAUAAGAACAUGGAGGGGAACGGGAAACGCUUAAAAGUUAAGUGGAAAAGUAAUGAGAAGAUUAGCCGAGUUUAUGCUGACUGGAUCAAUGACAUGCCGCUUGUGUCUCAUACGAUUUAGUUCUACUGAGAAAGAAUCAUGAAUGGUAUUAAGAUUUCUAGUAUAUGAAAUACUAAUGCACUAAUAUCUCUAUUUUGUUCUAUAACCUCUAAUGGCAGAUUUAGCAAGUUUGACCGUUGACUUAGCGGGUCAACACAAUUUUUCAACAAA